AUGCAUUCGCUCCUGUUUAUUGCCAUCUCCCUCUGGUGUGUUUCUGUAACUGCGGCUGCACCACCAUUAAUACUUCCUACACCAAAGGGCCCAUACGAGGAAAAACUUGUAGAAUACGGCGCUUACAACGGGACUGUACUGCAAGGAUUUCUCGUUUACCAUAAAUCACUCUUUCCAAAGAAAGCCACGCCAGCCGUAAUUGUUUUCCACGCUUUCACUGGCAGGACUGAAUUCGAAAACCAGAAGGCUCGUGAUUUGGCAAAGCUUGGAUACGUUGCCUUUGCUGCCGAUGUCUAUGGCAAGGGAGUGGCCACGAACGACACCAAUGCAAAUUUUGCCAUUAUGGGACAGCUUCUGGCCGAACGUACCACAACACUUCAGCGAAGAGUUCGAGAAGCAUGGAAUUAUGUGAAAAGCUUGCAGUUCGUCAAAGAUCAGAAGAUAGCAUGUACCGGUUAUUGCUUUGGUGGGCUGACUUGCUUGGAUCUGGCACGAUUCAAUGUAGGUUUGCAGGCGGCAGUCUCAUUCCACGGAACAUUGACCAACUAUCCAGGAAACAACACCUCUAUUGGAGCCUCAGUUCAAGCACAUCAUGGCGACAUUGACCCUCAUACUACCAAUCAGAACGCCGCCGAAUUUCUUGACGAAAUGAGAGCACGACAAGCGGAUUGGCACUUCACCUCGUAUGCCGAUGCUCAACAUGCAUUUACCGUGCCAGGAGCAGCAAAUUGGGGAAUUCCCGGUGCCGCAUACGACCAAAAAGCCGAUAAACGAGCACACAGUGCCAUGGAAGUAUUUCUUGCAGAGAAACUUCUCAGCUAAUUUGAUUCGCCUUCAAUGCCUUCUGCUAUUUAUUUAAUAAAUUCCUUGCAUGUCUG
Cylicocyclus nassatus is the source of this 878-nucleotide messenger RNA. NCBI's taxonomy places the organism in Eukaryota, Metazoa, Nematoda, Chromadorea, Rhabditida, Strongylidae. The record is from the annotation of a GenBank genome assembly.